AUGGUUGAAUUUAAGUCAUCACAAUCUAUCAAAUCAACUAACUAUAACUUACCAAAACCUAAACCAGCAUACUAUCCUCAUGAAGGAUCAAAACUAUACGCCAAUAAAGAUUUGUAUAAAUCAAUUCACGAAGCUCCAAAGACUUUAAUUUCAAAACAUAGAUGUGCAAAAAGAGACGGUAUAGCUGUCAAAAUUCCAGCAAAAUCAAUUGUUAGGAUAACAACACCAGAAGGUCCACAAGUUUGUGAUUUAAACAUAUGGAACUUAAAUGAUAAAAGAGAAAGACUUUGGGUUGCGAGAACAGCUCAAUUGCAUAGUUACCAUGUUUCAACUUAUGAUAGAUUAUGGCUGAAUUUACCUUUCUUAAGACCAUUAGUUACUAUAACUGGAGAUUCUUUAGGCCCAAGAAAAGAUGAGCAUGGUGGAAGAGUUCAUGGAACAAGAUGUGAUCCCUACGUUGAUAGACUACUUAGUGGUGAACAUAAUGAUUAUCAUUGUCAUUCUAAUUUAUACAGAGCUAUAAAACCUCAUGGUUUAGACGAAUUUGAUGUUCAUGAUGUAUUAAAUGUAUUUCAAGUUACAGGUUUACUGGAAGAAUCUGAUCAAUAUUUUAUGGAAACUUGUCCAGCAAAACCUGGAGAUUAUUUUGAAAUGUUUGCAGAAAUUGAUUUGUUAGUUGCAAUAAGUGCUUGUCCUGGUGGUGAUUUAUCAAUGUGGGAAUUUGGGGAAACUGAAGAUAGUCAACUGAAAAUGGAAGAUUGUUGUAGACCUUUAGAGAUUGAAGUUUAUAAGAUUGAUAAUGAGGACAAGGUUUUGCAGAAUUGGGAAGCUCCUAAUGUUGUUGAUUACAAGGGUAAUCAUGGUAUCAAGAAAUAA
Molecule: messenger RNA, 876 nt
Organism: Lodderomyces pseudojiufengensis
Lineage: Eukaryota; Fungi; Ascomycota; Pichiomycetes; Serinales; Debaryomycetaceae
Product: urea carboxylase-associated family protein
Exons: 2
Coding region: 1-876 (291 amino acids)
Source: RefSeq, a predicted model, not a curated record